Molecule: messenger RNA, 324 nt
Organism: Aspergillus fijiensis CBS 313.89
Lineage: Eukaryota; Fungi; Ascomycota; Eurotiomycetes; Eurotiales; Aspergillaceae
Exons: 3
Coding region: 1-324 (107 amino acids)
Source: RefSeq, a predicted model, not a curated record
AUGCAGUUGAAGAACGUCCUCGCCGUCUUUGCCGCCCUCAACCUCGUCACCGCCGCCCCGACCCCCGACGAGGACGGCCUCGAGAUCAUCGACGGCCCCGAGGGAGGUGCCGAUGAGUUCGAGAUCGUGAAGCGAGGCCAAGCCACCUUCUACUGCAAGGGCGCUGUCGUCAGUGGCCUGGCCGGGACUAACUGCGGGACUCAGCCGGCGUUCUCAAAAGCCUUCCCCAACUGCAACAACCUCUACUGCUACAGCGGCAAGUACAUCGCCUGGCCAGCUCCUAAACCGUACGAGUACAAGUCGUACAUCGUCUGCCAGAAGUAG